Prorocentrum cordatum is the source of this 524-nucleotide messenger RNA. The record is from the annotation of a GenBank genome assembly. NCBI's taxonomy places the organism in Eukaryota, Dinophyceae, Prorocentrales, Prorocentraceae.
GGGGGCCGCCGGAUGGAGAUGACGGGGGUCGUCAGAGGGGGCGGCGAGCCGCCGCGGGGCGACCUGUUCGUGGACGGCUCCGCCCUGAAGACGCAAUGGGCGGAGGCGGCACGCGCGGGCUGGGCUACCAUCACGGUGUCGCGGGACCGCAAGAUCGACCAGGAGCUGCUGGGCACCGUGCGUUGGCUGCUGCCACAGUGCUCGAGGUCCGCCGAGCUGGUGGCGUUGCGCGAGGCCACGCAGGCGGCACUGGGCCACUUCCGCAUCUUCACCGACUGCGCGAUGGUGCUGCACGGCUGGGACGCAGUGCGGCAGCGGUUCUGGCACCUCGCCGGCGAGUUGGGGGACGAAGCCAACCACUCCGCGAAGGCGAAGGCCCACGCAACGUUCGAGGACGCGAGGCAGGGCCGCAUCGCGGACUGUCAGAGGAUGGGCAGCCACAUUGUGGACAAGAACGCCGUGAAGGCGGCGGCGAUGCAUCCAUUCCACGACGAGCAUCUGGCGCGCGCGGAGAAGGCCAGCCG